AGGAACUUCAACCAAUUAAUUUGCUACGCCUGAAAACUCAAUCAUUAAACGAACCACACAAGUCACUAUAUGCUGCUAACAUUUCUCCUCCUUCUUAAGCAAGCCUUGGGGAAUGGAAACUGGAAGAACGAGGAUGGAGCUAACGCACAUUAUUUACAGAUACGUUCUUUUCACAGCUUUUCUAUUUCUAGUACUUGUUAAGUUGUCCCAUUCUUUCCCAUCGACACAAGGAAAAAACCUUCCCUACUUGACAUCAGAUGUCGAAGAGGUCUCAGGUAAGUCCUUCGAUUACAUUGUUGUGGGGGGAGGAACAGCUGGUUGCCCCCUGGCGGCAACUCUUUCCGAGAGAUUCUCUGUGCUCGUGAUAGAACGGGGAGGCUCGCCUUAUGGAAAUCCCUUGGUAUCAGACAAGAUGUACUAUGGUUUCCCAUUGAUCCAGCCUGAUGAAUUUUCAUCGGUGGCACAAAGCUUCGUAUCGAAAGAUGGAGUUGAGAGCCACAGAGGACGAGUUCUGGGAGGAUCAUCAGCUAUAAAUGGUGGGUUCUAUAGCAGAGCUAGUGAUGAUUUUGUUAAAACAGUUGGGUGGGAUGAAGAGCUAGUGAAGGAGGCUUAUGAAUGGGUAGAGUCUAACAUUGUUUUUAAGCCUGAGCUGACCAUAUGGCAAUCUGUUGUAGAAUUAGGUCUUCUUGAAGCAGGAAUUUUGCCUUAUAAUGGAUUCAGCAUGGAACAUAUAGAGGGAACAAAGAUUGGUGGUACUUUGUUUGAUGAAUAUGGAAUAAGGCACACCUCAGCAGAUCUUCUUGAGACAGGGAAUCCAGAAAACAUCAUUGUUCUUCUGAAUGCAACUGUCAAGAACAUUAUCUUCCAUGUCAAUGGUAAGGGAAACGAGAGCAUGGUCCGUGGUGUUAGGUUCAUCAAGAGUGAUGGCAGCACAAGCCAAACGUAUGAAGCUUACCUGAAUCAACCAGAGAAUUCAAGUUCAUGGGGUGAUGUUAUUUUGUCGGCAGGAGCACUAGGCAGUCCUCAAAUCCUAUUGUUAAGUGGCGUUGGACCCGAAAAACAUCUAAGGAACUUCGGUAUCCCGCUUGUGUUGGACUUAAAAGGGGUUGGGAAAGAGAUGAAAGACAGCCCUGGCAUUGCCCUUUUGGCGGACACCAAACCAACACACCGAUUUCCAGAUGCACCUCAAGUUGCGGGCAUAACAAAAGACAUGAAAUUCAUUGUUGAGGGGGGCAUAGUACCAAUAAGCUUCAAUGCAACAAGGAUGCCAAUUGCAAUCAAGCUUGCAUUUCCAGAAUCUAAAGGGACGCUGGAAUUGAACAGCACAGACCCUAGGCAAAAUCCAGCAGUGGAAUUCCACUAUCUAGAAAAGGAGAAGGAUCUAGAGGAAUGUACCAAGAUGGUUCAAUUACUGAAUAAAAUAGCAAGGUCACGAUCUGUUGUUCUGUUCCUAGGUGAGGAACCACAAAAUAAUUUGAUGUCUAGUCAGGAUGAGCUGAGAAAUUUCUGCAAGAAAAAUGUCAGGACUUAUUAUCACUAUCAUGGUGGUUCCACCGUUGGCUCAGUCGUGGACGAUGAUUAUAAAGUACAUGGGAUAAAGGGGUUGAGAGUAAUAGAUGGCUCAACAUUCUUGGAAUCACCAGGCACAAAUCCAAUGGCCACCGUCUUAAUGCUAGGAAGGUAUCAAGGGAUCAAGAUUGUCAGGGAAAGGCAGAACACUUCUGUAAGUUGUAGCCCACCACAACUGUAGGAAACUCUCAACUUCAACUAUAUAUAUAAGCAUAGAAAAAUUGUUAUUCUUUCCUUCUCUUUUUCUGAGAAAUACAGUUUCUGGAAUCGAUUCUAUGUAAAAAUUUGAAUCCAGCACCCUGUUAAGUAGAUUUUCCAUUUGACCA
This is a messenger RNA of Populus nigra (black poplar), 1895 nucleotides long. Its product is annotated as (R)-mandelonitrile lyase-like. Lineage: Eukaryota; Viridiplantae; Streptophyta; Magnoliopsida; Malpighiales; Salicaceae. Gene Ontology annotation, molecular function: flavin adenine dinucleotide binding; oxidoreductase activity, acting on CH-OH group of donors. The record is from RefSeq and is a predicted model, not a curated record. The transcript has 3 exons. Bases 113 to 1750 code for a protein of 545 amino acids.